This is a messenger RNA of Penicillium macrosclerotiorum, 723 nucleotides long. Its product is annotated as haloacid dehalogenase, type II. The transcript has 2 exons. NCBI's taxonomy places the organism in Eukaryota, Fungi, Ascomycota, Eurotiomycetes, Eurotiales, Aspergillaceae. Gene Ontology annotation, molecular function: hydrolase activity, acting on halide bonds, in C-halide compounds. The record is from RefSeq and is a predicted model, not a curated record. Bases 1 to 723 code for a protein of 240 amino acids.
AUGGCAUCUAAAACUGUGGUUGCCUUUGAUCUCUACGGCACUCUCUUGUCAACCGAGUCCAUCGCAUUGGAGCUGGGACAACGCUUGGACUCGACCAAGGCACACGCUAUAUCCACCCUCUGGAGACGAUACCAGUUGGAAUAUACAUGGAGGCUCAAUAGCAUGGAACUCUACGAGGACUUCUCAAGCGUCACCCGAAACGCCUUGCUUCAUGCACUUGCCGAAAACAACGAGCAACUGAGCGACGUGGGCAUUGCAGAUCUCAUGGAGGCGUAUGACCGUCUGUCUACGUUUCCCGACGUAAAUCCGGCGCUCAACCGAAUUGCAGCGGAUCCCACAAUACACGCGGUAGUUUUCUCUAACGGGUCUCAGACCAUGGUCUCUAACUCAGUGAUGAGGUCCAAAGAUCUCGCGUUACAUGCCGGUGUAUUCCAGGACCUGGUGACGGUCGACGAGAUCCAACGAUACAAGCCAUCGCGCGCCAGCUACCAGCACCUUGCACAAAAGGUCGGCAAGCAGCCAUCCGAGAUGAGUGAGCUGUGGCUCAUCAGUGGAAAUCCGUUUGACAUUGUCGGGGCGCGAAGCAUGGGCAUGCACGCGAUUUGGGUCGACCGCGCACGCCGAGGAUGGCAAGACGCGGCGGCCCCAGAACUACAGCCAUCGGCGAUUGUACAUAGUCUCGAGCAGAUCGUGGAAGAGAUCCAGGGUCGUCGGAAGAGGUGA